Spinacia oleracea (spinach) is the source of this 1032-nucleotide messenger RNA. RefSeq lists its product as uncharacterized. The record is from RefSeq and is a predicted model, not a curated record. Bases 1 to 1032 code for a protein of 343 amino acids. Gene Ontology annotation, molecular function: nucleic acid binding; RNA-DNA hybrid ribonuclease activity. The transcript has 2 exons. NCBI's taxonomy places the organism in Eukaryota, Viridiplantae, Streptophyta, Magnoliopsida, Caryophyllales, Amaranthaceae.
AUGAAACUAGAUACACCGCUGGAACGGGCUUGCAUCGCCCUCAUAUAUGGCACCAAAAAGCUACGACAUCAUUUACAAGCUCACACCGCGUACCUUAUCUCAAGGCUCGAUCCCAUCAAGUAUAUCUUUGAAAAACUUAUUUUAAGCGAGAGGGUAGCAAGAUGGCAUGCGGUGUUAUCAGAAUUUGAUAUUCAAUGCGUAAACCCAAAGUCCGUGAAAGGAAGAGCCACAUCUGAGGCAUUGGCUGAUGGGCCCAUAUCAGGCGACGAAUCUGAUGAUGAUUUUCCUGAUGAGAACAUAUUCAACAUCAAUAUAUCAAAAUGGAAAACGUACUUUGAUGGGGCAUCCAAUAGAAAAGGAAAUGGCGCUGGAGUAUUAUUGAUAGAUCCCCAUGGGAUACACAUACCUUUUGCUGUGAAACUUAGUUUCCCAACAACAAACAACACCGCCGAAUAUGAAGCUUGUAUCUAUGGAAUCAAAGCAGCCUUAGCAGCAGGGGAAAAACAUCUCACUGUGUAUGGUGAUUCAAACCUGAUCAUAUCCCAGACGAUUGGGCAUGGAGAGUUCGCGAUGAGAGAUUGCAAAUAUGCUUUAGCUAACUUAGCGGUAAAUUUAACUUGGGAAGAGAACGUGAAAAUCCAAUCAGUGACCAUCGUGGAGAAUGAAUUUCCAGUGAUUGAAUUUGAAAACAUUAUUGCCUCACUAAUACAAGAAGAUGGAGAAGAUCCUUGGUAUAUUGAUAUCAAGAAAUUUCUAAUCAACGGACAAUACCCUGAAGGAAGUCACAAGAAAGAUCAAUUAGCCAUUCGAAGACUAGCAGCUCAUUUCAUAAUGUUGAAACAACAAUUGUAUCAUAAAGGUUUUGAUAGAACUCCACAAUUAUGUAUUUAUGGAGAAAAGACACAAAGGGUCAUGGAGGAAGUUCAUGGAGGAGAAUGUGGACCACCCAUGAAUGGGAGGAUGCUUGCUCGGAAAAUUCUUCGGGCUGGAUAUAUACUAGGAAAAAUUACUUUAAAUAAUCCAACCUUUUGA